AUGCCUUUUUGCAAGCGGACGAUACUUCCGAAAGAUGUGUGCAAGACCGAUGGUAGGAGCUUGCCAACGGAGGUUUUCGGGGACUUGGCGGACGUGUGUGGCUUCACCUUGUCCUCGGUGCUCCGGCAGCUCUCGGAUCUGUCCCGGCACUCGGUGAGCAUCCUGGAGGAGCUGGAGGGAGAGCUGGUGUCCGUGUGCCACCGCUCAGGAGCGCUGCAGGGCAGACUGGUCCGGCUGCAGAGGCACGUAGCGGAGCUGGUCAGCAAACCUCCACCGAGAACCACCAGCGGACUAGAGGCGGAGAGCAGCAGGCGUGGCGGCAGCAGCAACAGCAGCCACGGCGACGGCAUCCACAGCGGCGGCGGAGGAGGAGGCAGCAGCAGCAGCAGUGGCGGCGCGGCCCACUUCAGGUCUCCAUGGCAACAGAGCGUGAACGUGUUCGGCUCGUGGAGCAGGCCUGAGUGUGUCGAGGAGCUGCACCAGCAGGCGCAGCUCAACCUCCAGAGCCUGCUGCAAGACUUUGAGGAGCAGUUGUACGACACCAAGCUGACCGGUCAGACGUUCCGACACCCGUCCUCGCAGAGCUCCGACGACACGUCCACCUCGCUCAGCCGAUCGCCCAUCUCCCUCGGCAACAAGAGGCCUGACUUCAUCUUCCUGCCGGCGUCCAAACAGCUGUACGAUGAUGAGACCGCCUCCUCAGUAUUCGGACUGAGGUCUGUGACCGACCCGUCUCCCUCCCCGUCCCCGUCCCCCUGCGGCUCAGAUCGCCCCCCGCUGGGCUGGAGUAGUAACAACAGCAGCUGCAGCACCGCCACCUCCGCUACCACCGGACCGCCCAUCGCAGAGAAACCCCGCUGGCACCUGGGUAGACGCACACCGGGACAUUUCAUACCGCUGGACGUCACAGGAGGAGGAGGAGGAGGGAAAUUCCACGGUGUUGACCUGCUGCAGCACUCCCCGUCCCCAUCCCCCUCUCCAGGGGAGCCCUUCCCCCACCAGCCCCGCUCCCUGGAGCCCAUCACCGAUACCCCCCACCAGAACCUGCCCCUGAGGAAGACACACUCUGACCUCGACGCAACCUUACCUGCAGAUAACAGUUUGGAGCAUCGCCCCCCGGUCCAGCUUCACCCAGGAACGAUGGACCACUCUGGGCUGCUGUGCUCCAACACACCCUCCUCUUCCUGGAACGGACCUAAAGGCUCCACCUUUUCUCCCGGAGCAUGGAACGAGCCUUACAAUUACAGCAUGAAUAAAGGCCCCGCGGUUCCUCCCAAACAGCACAGCGUCAUCGGUAACGCAGGAGGGACGCAGGACGGGGUGAUGGUAGUGGGCUCGGGACAGUCUGCCAGCUCACAUUCCAGUUCGUUCAUGCCGGUGGAUCAUUCUGGGAGAAGAGGGAAUAACAUACCGGGGAUUUCUCUGGCGGCGGCCAUGAUGGAGAAGCGGAGUGAAACAGAAGGAGCUGCUGCAGACGGAGGGAGAGGAGGAGGAGGAGGAGAAGGAGAAGGAGGAGGGGGAUAUGGAGAGAGUGGGAGAGGAAGGGAGAGGUCAGCGCGAUCCAUAGCGGCGGCGAAUGCGUUCAAGUUCCGUGAGCGUUCCCUUUCCACGCCCACGGAUUCUGGUUCCUUCUGUUUUACCGAAGGUGGAUUAGGCCAACCGGACGUCACAGCCACAGGGAACGGGAACGGUAUGACGAUAACGGACCACCAACAGCAACACCAUCACUUCCUGGGUUUGGGUGAGAACUACGCCCUCCUCUACCCGAGAGGGAGCUCCGAAGACAGCGCGAGUACCACCGACACGAUCUCCGUCACAGCUUCUGACUACAGCACAGAAGGCCGCUUGCGUCUGCGUUCUCGCUCCAUAUCGCUCAAGAAAUCCAAGCGCAAGCCACCGCCUCCCGUGAGGAGCGUCUCUCUAAUGAAGAACCUCGGAGAAGCCGAGGGGAGGAUCCACCAUGAAGGCAGUCUUUACCGGGGCGGACGGCCGAAGAGCCUGCACAUCCCCAGGGACCACUUCCCAGACUUCCAGCCCGAUUUCCUCAUACCCAACUCAUCCUGCUCUUCUAAAGCGAGUGUCCGUGAGGUGGAGAUGGGCCAGGGAGGCAGUGAUGGACCUCCAAGCCUGGAGGUGCAAGCACCAGAGAGGGAGGGAGAGACAGAGCUGACCUUCCCUACUCACUGGCAGCUGGGGGAGUGGAAGAGCAACGAUCCCUACAGGUCUCUAUCAGGCUCCAGCACAGCAACAGGUACCACAGUGAUUGAAUGUAUGAAAGUCAGAGGCAGCUCAGAGUCGCUGCUGGACUCACCCUCCACCUCCAGAGCCACGUCACCUUCACAGCUCUCCAUGGAAACUGACAUCAAGGCUUCUUCUCCCUUCAAACCCCCAGGACUUAUGUCCCCAUCAAGUGGUUAUUCCAGUCAGUCAGAGACUCCUACCCCAACUGUUCCAGUCAGUCACGUGGCAGGUCCAGGGACAAUGGGUACGUUAGGGAUGUCAGGGUGUAAGAUGCGCCCAAAGAUCCCAGAAAGAAAAUCAUCGCUACCAUCACCCAAGGACCCUACUGCGAGGUCUAGGUUGUCCUUUGAAAUGCCUGGGAACGCACAUCUGGAGCUUUCGUCAAUCAAGCCAAAGCAAAAGGCCAGCAGACGACAUUCUGACACCUCCACAGCCGCAAAACCCGGAAAAAUCAGCCCAAGUUCUUCACAGGCGUUACCCGUGGUUACCCAGAAUGAGCUAAAGACUAUUCGGCUUCGCUCUGUAUCUCGUGGUGACCUAGAAGACUGCCCUGAUGGGGCAUCUGAUACCAUUGAAGAAGAACAGCAUGGCCAAGAUCUAGGCGAGGACCCCAGUCCACCACCCACUCUACCAAAACCCAAACCCCCUGUCGCUGUUAAGCCCCCCUUGCCCAAGCGGCCCUUAAAUCUCCUCCUUAAGUCUUCUUCCCCUUCGUCCACUUCCCCUCUUGCACUCGACUCACCUCCUGCCUCACCUGUAGACCGUCCGGUGCCCCUGGGCAACAUUUACAAAGUCAUGAGAAAACCCAAACCCAAAAAGCCUCCGCCACAAACUGCUACAAGUCCCUCAGGAUUCCCAGAUUUAAACUCCACCACUGCCCCACAAACCUAUGAUCAUCCAUUCCUUCCACACUCGCAGUCCCUCUUUGAUCUCCCUCCUCUCCCAGACCCCCAGCCUCUCCUAGAAGACCCAGUGUUAGAGCCUGAGUUUGAUGCUGACCCAGAGGUCGAACUUGGGCCUACAGAGGGAGGCUCACUGCCAUCUCCGUGCAGUAACCAGGAAGUCCCGGAGCUCCAGGACAAGAGCAAGACCCUCCCCUCAAGGAUGACAAUCUCCUGUCUUGCAGAGCUGUCAGAAAAAAAGAAACCCAAGGUUCCACCCCCAGUCCCCAAGAAGCCCAACGUUUUGCUUCUUCCCUCAUCGGUCCAUUCCUCCACCAACGGCAGCACGGACCGUCAGACGCCACAGACCGACAGCCCCGUGGGCCUUCGGUCUCCUGUUGGAGCUUUCCCACCAGAAGAUAUUCCAACUACAACUCCCAAUGUCCCUGAAAUGCCAGAGCAAGAUGAGAAUCACUUUGGAACAGACGAAGACAGUUCAAAAGAGUCAUCGCUUCAUUCAUCUCUGCAGGAUUCCUCCUUCACAGAGCUGGAAGUGAAGAUGGCCAGCAUUGGGAUCGGGGCAGAUGACUCAGCAGCCAAUGAGAAGAUGGUACUCCACAUCGCUGAGGAAACAGAUGACGACGUGUUGGCCACCACGCCCACAACACACACCACUGAAGACCUGUUCACUAUUAUACACAGGUCCAAGCGGAAGGUUCUUGGUCGCAAAGAGCCGACGGACUCCUUCGGCAGCCGUCAGAGCCUGGUGUCCCCAGUGAAGCACAGCACCAGUGGUGGCGACAUCCGAAAUCUCACUUUGGGAAGCAGCCAGAGGUCGAGCUCCCGCAAUGAGAACUUCAUGGCCCUGCUUCAGAAGAAAGGCAGCAAGUCUUCCAGCGGAGGGGCUAGGGUCUCCGCCAUGGAACUUCUCAAAAGCACAAACCCUCUGGCACGACGCGUCACAGAGUUUUCAACCACCACGUCUGAGGGAGGAGAGGCGGCAUCCGGCAACGGCAAACCCAACGAUCAGUGAACUGACUUAUUGUAAAAGGAGGUUAACAAAGCUGUUGACAAAGCUACCAACCAAUUCUACAAUCUGCCACCCACUGGGGAC
Molecule: messenger RNA, 4236 nt
Organism: Scomber scombrus (Atlantic mackerel)
Lineage: Eukaryota; Metazoa; Chordata; Actinopteri; Scombriformes; Scombridae
Gene: nhsl2
Product: NHS-like 2
Exons: 10
Coding region: 1-4155 (1384 amino acids)
Biological process (GO): cell differentiation
Source: RefSeq, a predicted model, not a curated record